AUGAGCAACAACGAAAUUGUAUUUGUCACUGGUAACGCCAACAAACUAAAAGAAGUCCAGUCAAUUUUGGCCCAAGAUGCCAACAGCAAUAAUAAGACUAUUCAUCUAAUCAAUGAAGCACUAGACCUUGAGGAAUUGCAGGAUAUAGACCUGAAUGCUAUUGCAUUGGCCAAGGGUAAGCAAGCUGUUUCGGCCUUGGGUAAAGGUAAACCGGUUUUUGUAGAAGACACUGCGUUGAGAUUUGACGAAUUUAAUGGCUUGCCAGGUGCUUAUAUCAAGUGGUUUCUGAAGAGUAUGGGACUGGAUAAGAUUGUGAAAAUGCUGGAACCAUUUGAAAACAAGAAUGCCGAAGCCGUGACCACUAUUUGCUUUGCUGAUUCCAAAGGCGAAUAUCAUUUCUUUCAAGGCAUUACAAAAGGUAAGAUUGUCUCGAGUCGUGGUCCAACUACAUUCGGCUGGGACUCAAUCUUUGAACCUCUAGAAAGUCAUGGUUUAACGUAUGCGGAAAUGAGCAAAGAUGCCAAAAAUGCUAUCUCUCAUCGAGGUAAGGCCUUUGCUCAGUUCAAAGAAUACUUGUAUCAGAAUGAGUUUUAA
Molecule: messenger RNA, 594 nt
Organism: Saccharomyces eubayanus
Lineage: Eukaryota; Fungi; Ascomycota; Saccharomycetes; Saccharomycetales; Saccharomycetaceae
Gene: HAM1
Product: nucleoside triphosphate pyrophosphohydrolase HAM1
Exons: 1
Coding region: 1-594 (197 amino acids)
Biological process (GO): nucleoside triphosphate catabolic process
Cellular component (GO): cytoplasm
Molecular function (GO): nucleoside triphosphate diphosphatase activity
Source: RefSeq, a predicted model, not a curated record